This is a messenger RNA of Vigna unguiculata (cowpea), 1676 nucleotides long. Its product is annotated as Regulator of chromosome condensation (RCC1) family protein. Lineage: Eukaryota; Viridiplantae; Streptophyta; Magnoliopsida; Fabales; Fabaceae. The record is from RefSeq and is a predicted model, not a curated record.
CUCCGGGGGUGACCGUCGGCGUCAGCGUCGUCUCUCGCCGGCGGUGGGACGUGCAGUGGCGGCCCUGACUGUUGGAGGCGUUGUGGUCUGCGGUGAUAAGGAAGAAGAGCUGCAGUGAUACUGGGAAGACAGGGGAGAGACAUGAAGCGGUGAUGGAAGAAUCCGAAAAAACAGAGAAAAAAGAUGAAAAAAGAGAACAAGUUGUGUGGAGUUGGGGUGCUGGAACCGAGGGUCAGUUAGGAACAAAGAUUGUUAAGGAUGAGCUCUUCCCUCAACUCCUUCACCAACCCUCUCUCUCUUCCAUCUCCUCCCUUGCAUGUGGCGGCGCUCAUGUCAUAGCCUUGACCUCUGCUGGGAAGGUAUUUUCAUGGGGUAGGGGCAAUUCUGGGCAACUAGGCCAUGGAGAGGUUGUGAGUAACGCUUUGGUUCCCAAGGGUGUAACGUCAUUGGAUGGAUACUUCAUAACCCAUGUCGCUGCUGGGUGGAGCCACUCAGGUUUUGUUUCAGAUUCUGGGUGCGUCUUCACUUGUGGGGAUGGCACGUUUGGUCAACUGGGGCAUGGGGAUUAUGCCUCACACUGUUCUCCUGUAAAAUUGCCAUGCUUUGGUGAUCAGCGUGUUGCCCAGGUUGCAUGUGGAAUGCGCCAUUCCCUUGUGUUGUUGAAAGAUUGUGUAGGAAAUCAAGUUUAUGGAUUUGGCUCUGGGAAGCGUGGUCAGCUGGGUGUCAGCAAUGAUAAGGUCAAAUCUGUUAAUGUUCCUAGAGCUGUUACUGGCUUUGAUGGUGUUGAAAUCAUUGGAAUUGCUGCAAAUGGAGAUCAUAGUGCUGCAUUAUCUGUUGAUGGGCACGUUUAUACUUGGGGAAGAGGCUUCAAGGGCUUUGAAGAUGCUCCCGUUCCUCAUUGCUUAAACUCUUCAUUGAAUUUUAUCAAAGUAGCUCUUGGAUGGAACCAUGCUUUAGCUAUGACUGGUGAGGGAGAGGUUUAUAUGCUAGGUGGAAACCACCUUGGAGUGCUUAGUGAUCUUCAGAACAUAAGCCCCCAAGCCAUGCAUGUACCUGUAGAUUUAAGAGAAGUCAAUGUGGAGAAAGUCCCUGGCCUUGAAGGGAUGAAGAUUACUGAUAUUGCUACCGGAGCCGAACAUUCUGUCAUUGUCACAGAUAAUGGCGAAAUAAGGACAUGGGGUUGGGGUGAGCACGGUCAACUUGGUUUAGGAGAUACUCGCGACCAAAUCAGUCCUGUUACAGUAAAUCUAGGUUAUGAUCUGAAUGAAGCUGAAUCAAUUAAAGUUUUCUGUGGAAGUGGGUUCACGUUUGCUGUAACCAUGCCCUAAAUCCUCCUCAAUUGAAGUUUACAUUUACCAUCGGCCUGGCCUGAACUUCCUAUGAGAGUGAUAGAAAUGGUACAUUCCAAGAAACAUUCCCAGAAAGUUUUCUGCUUAAAUAUUAUGUUGGAUUCAGGCAACAUUUUACUGGACCCUCACAAAUUUGAGAACCUUGAAGGGAAGUGACUAUGGGUGAUCCUCUUCUCAAUUACCAAAAAAUAGAUGAUAGCUGUUCAAGAUUUUCCAAUUUAUGGACACUUUGCUAAAACUCCUUUUUAGUCCAUUUAAUAACUGUCAUUCUUCCAACAGAAAGUGAAAGGAAUUAUUUCCCUUUUUAUAUAUUCAAAUUGACUGGGA